UGGCCCUCAGUCUCUGCACGCGUGUGUCCUGAGCCCACGAGUAUUGCUAGGUGGAGCCCAGGCGGUGAGGAGUCGGUCCUCGGGCCCAGGAGGGACAGAGGGGAGGGACCAAAUUCGCCUCUCUGCUCCCCACUUCUCUCAACCAGUCCUCUGAGAGUCUUCCGGCCGCUUUCCCGCACUCAGUCUUUCUGGGAAAGUAAAACGAAACUUUUCCCAGAUGAAGAGAACUCACCUGUUCAUCAUGGGGGUCUAUCUGCUGUCCUCCUGCCGGGCAGAAGAGGGGCUCAACUUCCCCACGUAUGACGGCAAGGACCGCGUGGUCAGCCUCACGGAGAAGAACUUCAAGCAGGUGUUGAAGAAAUACAACGUGCUCUGCCUCUACUACCACGAGUCCGUGUCUUCAGACAAAGUCGCGCAGAAACAGUUCCAGCUGAAAGAAAUUGUGCUCGAGCUUGUGGCCCAGGUCCUGGAACAUAAAGAUAUAGGCUUUGUGAUGGUGGAUGCCAAGAAAGAAGCCAAGCUUGCCAAGAAACUGGGUUUUGAUGAAGAAGGAAGCCUGUAUGUUCUUAAGGGUGAUCGCACAAUCGAGUUUGAUGGCGAGUUUGCAGCUGACGUCCUGGUGGAAUUUCUCCUAGAUCUGAUUGAAGAUCCCGUGGAGAUCAUCAACAGCAAACUGGAAGUCCAAGCCUUCGAACGCAUUGAGGACCAGAUCAAACUCAUUGGCUUUUUCAAGAGUGAGGAUUCAGAGUAUUACAAGGCUUUUGAAGAGGCAGCUGAACACUUCCAACCUUACAUCAAAUUUUUUGCUACCUUCGACAAAGGGGUUGCAAAGAAAUUGUCGUUGAAGAUGAAUGAGGUUGACUUCUACGAGCCAUUUAUGGAUGAGCCCACUGCCAUCCCUGACAAACCUUACACAGAAGAGGAGAUCGUGGAGUUUGUGAAGGAGCACCAAAGACCCACCCUACGUCGCCUCCGUCCAGAAGAUAUGUUUGAAACAUGGGAAGAUGAUUUGAACGGGAUCCAUAUUGUGGCCUUUGCAGAGAGGAGCGACCCAGAUGGCUACGAGUUCCUGGAAAUCCUGAAACAGGUUGCCAGGGACAACACCGACAACCCCGACCUGAGCAUUGUGUGGAUCGACCCAGAUGACUUUCCUCUGCUCGUCGCCUAUUGGGAAAAGACUUUCAAGAUCGAUCUAUUCAAGCCCCAGAUUGGGGUGGUGAAUGUGACAGACGCGGAUAGUGUCUGGAUGGAGAUCCCUGAUGAUGAUGACCUGCCCACGGCUGAGGAGCUGGAGGACUGGAUCGAGGAUGUGCUUUCUGGAAAGAUAAACACUGAAGAUGACGACAAUGAAGAUGGGGAUGACGAGGAUGACGACGAUGAGGAUGACGAUGAUGAUGGCGAGAAUUCUGACGAGGAGUCUAAUGACGACAGUGAUGACGAUGACGAGUAGCCCGGACUCUGGGUGGUGGAUGAAAGCACAAUCACAGCUGCCCACUCCCAUGCAGACAGCACCGGGGGCGGCCAGCAGCCCCAGCCCUCUCCCACCAGCUCCAUCCCCCUUUCCCAUCCCUUUUCCUACCCCCUUCUCAUCGGGAGCUGUACCAUUCAGCAAAUGCCUCUAAACAUAGUAAUCCCGCUCAGCAGGGACAAUCAGGGAAUUAUUCCCAUGUGGACUGUCUUGAUUGUCUUGGAAAAGCCAGACCAUCAGUGGUCAUGGCAGUGCCGGAAUCUGGAGGUCUGGGGCCAACAGUCCCCUGACACCUCCACUCAAGUUUACUUGUUGUCUUUGAUGUGACGGUAACAGAAUUGACGGCUGGCAAACUCAAGCAUAGAGUGACCUAACAGUCAGAGCCCAGGGAGACCCACGAUUAAUCCAUUUAGCCCCUGUGCCUAGAACAUCAGUGACGAUCCCACCUUAAGGCAAGAGGUUCCCUCUUAGGAAAGGCUCAGCCUUAGAAACAAGUUUCUAAAUCAGGUUCUCUUGGCUCUAUUAAACUUAUUAUUUCAAGUGUAUGUCACACCAUUAUGAACUCAGAUCCAAGUGUUUGGAUACCUAUCAGGAGGCCUUAAAACCCAUGUGUACAGGUGUCACAAUUAUUUCUAGUAUGUUAGGGUAUGGGCAGGAGGUUGAUUUGCUUUCUGAACUUCCCUUCAGUGACGAGUCUCACAUUAUAAGCAAGAGAGUGGGAGAACUGGAAGGAUUAAAGGUUUUUAAUUUUUUCUGCUGGAUUCGUGCCCCUGAUUGAGUCAGCUGACUUCCUAGCCUGAGCUGGGAUCUGGAUACCCUUUUCUGUUGCUGCUAGUGAGUCCUCCCAUUGGGAGUGCAAGUUGGUUUAUCCAGAGGUCAAUCAAUGUUCCACUUGUCAGCCCUCCCACACUUGAGCAGGACAACAGCUAGAGUUCAAAAUGGUGCCCUGAGGUACUGAGAAAAUCCCCAAGUGCCUUCCAACCUAUCUAGAAGUUACGUUGUGCUCAGUAGUUUUAGCAUUAAGUGUGCCUUAUUAUGUUCUAAUUUAUUUUCUCAAUCUUUCAACACAUGUGUAAGACACUGUGCAAAUUCUUUGGAAAUAGAGUAAUCCUUUUAUGGAAUAGUAGCCAACUAACUCUGUCAUUAAACUUAUACUUUGAAAAUAUUAAGACUAUCUUAAAAGUCCUCUCUUGGUUUUUCCCACCCUGCUCAUUCUCUCUUGGUUCCCGACCUACCUCUCUGUUCCCUCUCUGUUUUCCUUUCCGGCCCCUCUUCCCCUGCCUGCCUUUUAAAUGAUAGUGUUUCACAGUAUCUCUCGACUCUAACAUUCUUCCCGGGUACUACUACUGCCAUGCCCAUUAGCUACCACCUGUGUGCUAAUGACCUCCAAGUCUGGGUCUCUAAACUUGACCACUCUCUUGGUUUUAGAUCCACUCAUUCAUCUUGGUUUGGAGAUUGCACAAGUGAUUCAAACAACAGAGCGAAACCCCAACUCAUUACCUUCUCCCCUAAAUUCUCCUCCUCUUCAUGGUGUCCCAGAUCGGAAGAGUGAUAUCAGCACGUAUCCACUUGUCUAGGUGAUCGGAAGGGGCAUUUUGCACAUACCCCCAAUCAUGGAAAUUGUGCUUUAAACUGUAGUACAUAUUUACCUGUCUGUCCUUUCGCUAAAUUGUAGCCUUCUCGGAGACAAGGACUUUAUUUAUCUUUGUAUACUCAGCAGCCAGCACUUUGUCCAGCACAAAGUAGACCCUCAUUUAUUGAAUUGGUAGGUGAAUAAUUGAUAACCAGAAUAUUUAUAAUUCCCCAGCACUGUUGGGUAACAAUGCUUACAAGCCUCCUUAUUUUUAUUUCUUUCCCUCCAAAAGCAAGGCAAACACUUCCCCAGCUGGACUGUGCUGCCGUCUAGCCAGAUCCAACCACACCUCUAAUAAGCUCCUGGGGACGUACAUUUUCAAAAUAAUCUUUGAAGCUACUCUUUCAAAUAGCCAAGCAAUGUGGUCUGUCAUGAAAGUGGUCUAUUCUCCAGCCCAGGAAAAUUCCCUUGUUCAGAGACCUGAGUAAUAUGCAUUAAGUUAAAUCGUGUUGUGGUACUCCCAUGUUAGAAGUACUGAGUCGAGGGGCGCCUGGGUGGCACAGCGGUUAAGCGUCUGCCUUCAGCUCAGGGCGUGAUCCCGGCGUUGCGGGAUCGAGCCCCACAUCAGGCUCCUCUG
Molecule: messenger RNA, 3678 nt
Organism: Ailuropoda melanoleuca (giant panda)
Lineage: Eukaryota; Metazoa; Chordata; Mammalia; Carnivora; Ursidae
Gene: CASQ2
Product: calsequestrin 2
Exons: 11
Coding region: 218-1450 (410 amino acids)
Biological process (GO): regulation of cardiac muscle contraction by regulation of the release of sequestered calcium ion
Cellular component (GO): Z disc; sarcoplasmic reticulum lumen
Molecular function (GO): calcium ion binding
Source: RefSeq, a predicted model, not a curated record